This is a messenger RNA of Macrobrachium nipponense, 532 nucleotides long. RefSeq lists its product as uncharacterized. The coding region runs from base 1 to 465 and encodes 154 amino acids. The transcript has 5 exons. The record is from RefSeq and is a predicted model, not a curated record. Lineage: Eukaryota; Metazoa; Arthropoda; Malacostraca; Decapoda; Palaemonidae.
AUGUCGAAAUGCUCCUUCCAAAAUUCACGCAAGUUCCAGACACCCGGAGGAGCAGCCUUUCAGAAAGACUGCUGGUGUGACGACCUCAACUUUCAGACAGAUAAUCCUGAAUUUGGUAAUGGUAAUGUCACUUACUCAUGCAGGAAAUAUGGUCCUGAUGGAAAUAUCCAGAGUGCAACAGCCAACCUGAUACACGAUGGAGUACCAGGUCACUUCAAACAGCAGUUUCCCUUUCCAUUUGCACCAAAAUUAGAUUACAACAUCAUUGCUAUUGAUGAGGAUACUGCUAUUGAGUAUGACUGCUACAGUAUCUUCGGUGUGACAAACUACUGCAUUCAUUUCCUGUCACGGAUGCCAUCCAUUGAUGGGAGCAAACUUUUUCAAAUGAUCGAAUUUGCUGAGGAUUUAGGUCUGAAUAACCAGAACCUCACCUACACCGCUACCAAGCAAGAGGGCUGCUGGUGAACUGCAUAGCAUUUAUCAACGGAAAAACAUUUCUUGAUUACAGAUCUUAUUAAACUUUCAGCUUCAA